CAUAUGUGCCGCUUAUCUUUUCGACUUUUUGAGUAAGAAAAGCCUUCAAUCUGACGAAUUUUCCCGAAAAUACCUCUGCCAUCCAAAAACCCUUAGGAAACAGAGAAAAGUACCAAGGUCGCUCAUAGCGCACCCGAAUUGCUUCAAACUGUAUUCAAUUUCACUCCUCGCCUUUCCAAUUUGGUCGUGUCUAAUCAACACGCCUAUUUGUAAGUAACUACUCAAUUGCGAUGCCGGAUUCUCAACAUCAAGUUUAACAGUAAUUAUUUCCUUUAUUCCACGAGAAGAAGUGUUGUAAAGCUAGACUGUACCAACAUCAGGCAACAGUAGUCAAAAAGAAGUCCUGCCGAACUUUUCAGCCAAGUACUUAUAAACUACUUACUCAAAUUUCACAACUGCGUGUAUAAUAGAUAAACACCAGAACAGAAAAAGUUGCACUCAUCUCCUAUUCGGACCAAGAAGACCCGCGCGGCGUUUAGAAGCAGGAGCCAACUAGUUGUAUAGCAGAACAUCGCACCUACAUCCCCGAGUAAAACAUCAAGAACAAGUGCAGCACAUCGCCAGACCUUCACCGACCUAGUAGUAGGCCGACCACGAGAAUGGCGUCUUCUUCUAGUACUGACGUAGAAAUGGCUCCUGCCCCGCAGGAACAGGCCGUGCAUAAUAAUGGCGGAGCUUUGCCGUCCUCGCCGGUGUUUGUGCAACCAGUGCCCAUUGCACAACCGCCGCCACAGGAGGCGCCGUGGGCUCACCUUGAGGCCAUCGCCCGCGACUUGGACAAGAAGAUGAUGGAAAUGGGCGAGGCAUACAAGGUUGCGGAGGAUCCUCCCCAGAAGGUCAACGUGUUGAAGGCAAUCCGCAGAUUCAUUCCGACCGUCAGCGAAUAUGACGACCUUGGUGCACUUCCGUUCGCGGCUAAGGUGGAUGCCCUCCGCGACGCCGGAGGCCUCCACGAGCUGAUGUUUCAGCUGCGGUAAUAUUAUUAUUCUUUACUUAUGUUUUACACCUGAGUAGAAAAGUGCUUAGAUGUCUACUCGCAUGCGCAGUUUACUACUUUUUGAGUUUAGAAAAAGAACCAUGCCUCCUCUCUCAUGGCCACAGCCUCAGCCAGGAUAUAUUUCCAAAGAUCCAUCUUCCACUUGCACUUACUUCCCCGCCAUCAUCUUCUUAUUCCAGAUUCGACGCUGAGAACUGCUCUUGGACGAAUUCGGCGGCUGUCUGGGCAUAUGUGGCAAACUUGGUGGCGUCGCCGAACACUUUGCCGGCGGGAGUUUUUGUUGCGCGACGCCAUAUGACUGGCAGUCUGCUGGAGCGUGCACAGGAUACGGAAAAUGUCGGAGACUACAGCAUGUUCUUCACCCCAAGUAUUUAUUUAUCUUUUUGCCUGUUUCCCUUAAGGUUGAGACUUCUCUUUCUUCAGUCGUAUCUUCUAGAACGGCCUUCGUCUCAUGCUCGUUGGGUGCUUUUGUGAGUAGUAGCUGUAUUGAAUUACGUUCCUGCUUAAGUAGAUUCACAGAGCUUGAUCUUGACUUUAAUCAUUUUGAUUCUUUCUCCACACUUAGUUCGCGUGAUUUGCCGCGUGUUCCUGGAAGAACAGAAGAAGCUGUGCGCGGCGAAAGGUCAGGCGACUGUGGCUUCCAGGGACGUGGGGGCAGUGAUGAAGAAGAAGUUUAGAUGUGCAGUGCCUGGCCGUGUGGUCAAUGAGAAUAACGGCCAUCGUUGGCAGAAGUACUGCUCCUCAUUUUUGAUUUAAGUAAGUAUGUAAGUACUUAAGCAUUUACUGCGCCCAGAUCUCAACUGGUAGAAGUGCUUCCUUAUUCCUUACUUAUGACUCUGAUCCAAUAAUAAGCUUUCUUGCCUUAUAUCAUACUCCCCUAACCAAGCAGGAACUCACUCCCACCCUCAAUCUCAAUCACUUACUUCAGACUUAACGCGAACUUGUUCGAUAUCCAUGGAAACGGAGCCUUGCGCCCGUUAUACGAUGCGUACAAUCGAAUCGCCUCCAAAUUUAAGGCCAGGGGGUUUCUUUCUUUUAUCUUUCUAUCUUUUGCGCAUUGCUUGUUGUGAUCAGGGUUUUUGAUUUUACUGAAUCAUCUCGUGUGAGCAAGCUCCAGGACUUGCUUAUUUAUCUAAAUCCAAUGCUAAAAAACUUUUUUUUAAGUAGCUAAAAACUAUUUGUUAUAUUCUGUAAGCCCCGAAGCCUCCAGCUCCACCCCUGACCCCUCUAACCAUGACGCGGUCAGCAUCCUCUGUCCGUUCGACGGACUCACCGUGCUCGAUGAUCUGCUCACCAAUGUGGAGCCAAGAGUUCUGAUUGAGCUCUUCAACACUUUUGAGGAGAUCGAUUUGAAGGCCAAGCGCUUCCACGAACAGAGCCAAGGUGACGGGAAGAGGCGCAGGACCGAUUUCAAGUGGACCUCGGCGAUGCUCUUGAAAGAGUGCCAGCUGAUUCGCUGUACUUGCUUAUCUACGUCGUCUGUCUUUGUCUUCGUCUAACUCUGAGCGCGUCUUGUUCUUGGGUGUAAGUGUGUGAUUCUACUUGCUGGCUAGUAGACUUUCGAUAGUCAACCUUCUGAUUUAAUUUUAAUAUGACUCCGUCGAGAUGAUUUAAUUAAGUUGUUCUUUCCUAUUGGUCAUCACUCCACUUUAUGGAGUCAGCAUCAAUAGCUUUUCAACUUUGACCAAACAGUGCGGCUCGAUAUGAUCGCGAAGCUGCAGGGGGCAUGCACUGAUCUUUAUAAUCCGGCUGAUCUCGUUCUCGUGAGUGAGAACGAUACAGAGGAUCACGCGCGCAUGGCCCACCUCCAACCACGUGAGUACCGCAUGUACCUCGUGUACAGGGCCUCCGUGGAGAAUUUCUGGGAUAUCCGGCGUUCCCAGUUCCUCGCGGUACUUUUUUACUUGCUUAUCCUGGUUGAAGUGAUCGGUGCAGGUUCUCUCCGAGAGUGAGAAAGUGGCUUUUCAUUUUUGAUAAUAGCGAUAUCCUCUUUUUCCCUCUACUUUGUGAUCUGUGACUGAUAACUGAUCUUACCUCACUAACCAUUUUCUAUGCUGCCAGGUCUUGGACGACAAGAAUGGCGAAAUUGACAGCCGAACGCUCCGCAAGAUUCUAUUGAAGACCUUUACGGAGGACGAGGUGCGCAUGAUCUUCGAAGCCCCGCGUUUGGGACAGCCAUUGGAGGACCCAAAUGCAAAGCGCAAGGACCCCGAAGAGGAUGAGGAAGACGAGGUGCGGACUAUUGAGACGGAAUUUUAAAGAAUAAUCUACGUUAUGCUUAUCCACCUAUGGGUCACUCACGUUGGAAGAACUCGUCUGUUAGUCUUUCUCUCUCCUUGUCCUUGGAAGUUACGUAGUAGCAGGUGCCUCCACAUGCGUAAGAAGACCUCAUCUCCAAUGUAUCACAGACUGCCGUUUUGACGCCUUACGAGUGGGCCUUUUCUGAUGCAAUUCAUCCGUGGCCGAUGGGGGAGCAUUACCGUUAAGGCUAAAGUAAACACUAACUGGGUCGUAGCUCUUGUCUGAGUAUGGAUGUUUGAUGUGGUCUUGUUGUGAGUCUGUAUGCUAAAAAGCCUGAAGUACAAACUAACACCCGUUCCUUCUCUAAUUCACCGGCAAGGACCCUAAGAAGAAGGACCCAAAGGCGCCGGAGGUGAUAAUCUGCACCGUCGACGAUUUGGAGCGCAGUACUUCGGCUUACUUACAUUUUUCUUUUGGUUUUUGCAUGCGGUCGCGAUCAGAUUCAACGAAUAAGUCUCGUUGUUCGAGUUGCUUAAGUACUUAUAAGUACUCAGUAGCUAUUCUGAUUCUCUCACCCUCUUUCUAGAUAAGUAAGUUCUUCUACCUCUACUUCACACAAGGACGAGGCCUCGCCUCCCAUUGUGCACUCUCGUCUUUCACUUUCAGUUGCCAAACAAAAAACCAUGGGCCGCGGAGCGUUUUACUACGGCGAUUACUCUCGUGUUACCGCGUUAACCGAACGAGAGACGGUCGAACCUAAGAAGCCGCUGGUGAGCAAGAAGGCGGUGGCGCAUAUGGCCGAUGGAAUUGCAGCGAUGCGCGACGCGAGUGCAAAUCCACUCUACUUUUUCGUCACUACGAAUGUCGACCAUGAGGAGAAGAUGAUCAAGGAAACGAAGAAGCUGACCGGCUGCAAGAGGGGCACGAUUGUCCUGACGAAGGAGUCGUGGGAAAAGAGCUGCCACAAGAAGAUGGAUGACGCAGAUCUCACUGGUACUCAUUUGCUUUUCUGAAACUUGGUAUGAGAAAUAGAUAAUCUUGUUUCCAAUUCACGCACCUUUCUCGGAACAGUAGAAGACAUUUGUACUUCAACGCAUUCCCUUCCCGCGAUUUAUUUUUUAGAUUGACUUUGGGCAAUCGCUAAAAACAGAGCCGUACCUGACAAACAUGGAUGGAAUUCCCCGCACAUUUUGGACGGAAUUGGCCGAUCAGAGAACCAAGCUCCUGACACGCUCCUGCAUCGACUUAAAAGAGGCACUUAAGUAUACUUUUCAGUAUUGUUUUGAUCCCCUUAAGAGUAAGCACUUGCUCGUCGUUGUUUUGCUUUUGGUCAUGGUCUUUUCUGAAUCUUAUGAAACAACUUGAGGCUCUUUAUUUGAGUACUUACUCACUCAAUUAAAGGCGCACCCCUAUUCCUAUUCUCAACGCACGCUCUAGAUCGAGGAUAGCGGAUGUCCGCUGGAGAUUGAGGAGAUGCCCAUCGCGUACCAAUCGAUUCCAGACGCAACGGGAAAAUCUUUGGAGCAGUAUGUUGCAUGGUUCACGCGCCAGAAGAGCUGGACGUUCUACCAGGCACUGCGAACGCAGCUGCUGAAGCAAACGAACGGAGCCGUCCCCGUUGUGGUCGACUUGUCGUUCGACUUAAGGCUACUUAGUCACUCUGCCUCACUCCAUUGAUUUCAGGCUUUGCGUUCUCUAUGGGGGAUAGGGGUUAUUGAUGUCUUUCUACAUUUGAUUUUGGGGGAGAUGAAUGCCAAAGCAGCCAUCAAGGAAAGUGAGAAAGAGAAACUGGUCACUUCUAAUGCCUGAGAUGCUCUGUGCGUUUUGUAUCCUGAUGAAGAUGGACUACAUUGGUACUGCAACUUCUUAGUUGCAGCGGUUCUCAUUUCUUGAGUUUUAGUUCUGGUGCAAGUGCUUUCUACUCAGUCAAAGUCAAUCUUUCUACUUAUUCAGUUUUUACUCACGUAUUAUUAGCCCCCUCUUCUGCUCUACAGGAGUGCCGAUGACGCCAGCCCACGAGGCUGUCAAGAAGAACUCCGCGCGCCAUCUUUGGUGGUGGGCGAAGACCUUCAGUUAAGGAUAAGAAGUAAGCGCCUCUUUACUUAUCUACUUAAACAAAGCCUUGACGCUCUUCCUUGCGUGUUGCCCAUCUUCUCAGUCGCGCUUACUCGUAGCUAGCUCUAACAUCUUUGCCCCCUCGACCAUGUCAGCGAGCAAUAUCGUAUCGCAGAGGACUACAUUAAGUACACGAAGCGCAACAUCACGCCGAUGCAGGUAAGAGUCAUGGAGGACUUCAUCGAGUACAACAUUUAUGGCUCGGCUGAGCGUAUAAGUCUCUACUAGUUUUUCUAUUUUUGUUUAAGAGAAAGAGAGUGGUGCUUCGUAAUUGUAAAGUUGGCAAACUAAGUAGCGUCUUUUGUUAUAGCUGGCACCUCUCUUUCAUCCUGUGAGUAGUGUAACCUCUCAAGCAUAGCAUCCUGAACCCCGCCUGCUCUAAUUUUCCGUGUGGAACAAACCGGCUGAGCCAAACAGUCGCUCGAAAAAUGCCGCAACCGCGAUCAACAUGAAGCGCCCCAAAAUGAGCAAGGAGCAGAAGGCCGCCGAGGGAAAUGGUCAAAGCAAGAGCCUCUUGGACGAGCUCCUACAGAUGCAGCAGCAGAACAAGAACAACAACGACGGCAACCAGCAGGAGUGA
Messenger RNA from Amoebophrya sp. A25, 5933 nucleotides. Lineage: Eukaryota; Dinophyceae; Syndiniales; Amoebophryaceae. The record is from the annotation of a GenBank genome assembly.